GUUUCGUUCAUUCUCUUCUUGCAAUAUCUACGGUUCUUUCUCACGUCUCUUGCCCAUGCCUCGCAUCCAGAGUCGGUCCACGGUCACCACCGCAGAAGUUCAACAAUUACAGGUAAAACAUUGAGCAAUAUUCUUUCCAUAAUCAUCUUUAGAAUUAUAAUAAGGAUAGUAUGCAAUAUGCAUAUGAUAUGCUUUCAAUAGUCUAUUAUAUUUCCAUGAUAAAAAGAGGGAUGUGUUUGCAGAGCAGUUCCAGGUACAUAAUUAGUAUUACGUUUUUACAGUAUUAGCCUACAGUAUUAGCCUUUUACAGUAUUAGCACAUAAUUAACCUAUAUGUUUUUUUAAAAAACAAUAUUGCAUUUAUUCUUUUGGAAAAAUACAUAUUUAUUUAAUGUUUACACAGAAAUGUAGCCUACUUUGUACAAUGACAGCUAUGUCCAAAUUAAUAGCCUUGAGACUAUUUAAGUAAGCAAAGCACUCAAAUAUUCCUAUUGUCCAUCAACUGUGUUCAGACUGAAUAGAGACUACUCAAAAGCUGUUAAUAACUCAACAUCUUAUUUAAAAUCUGAUUUUGUCAGGUGUCUUAACCUGGCGUGUUUCUCUCUCUCUCUGCUGGUGUCGCAAGUGAUAUUUGUGUUAAUAAACAGAAUGUAUCAUUGCAUAAUUGCUUAACCAGGGUGUCGUGCAUUUCUUUUCACAGAUAGCAAUAGCCUUAUCAAUGCAAUGGUUCUGCUUUAUGAUUUCAAGCACACAUGCACACACACACACACACACACACAGUAAGUAUUCAGAGCUACUUGCCUCUCCUCAACUUUUGCCACACAGUUCUUCUUUACUGACAAUAAACUUUACAUACAUACAGUAUGUAAACAUAAAUACAGUAUGUAAGUCAGGUGACUGUUCAGGAUUCAGACCAAAGAUAAGGAAAGUGUGCAUCUCUGUGUGUGCUUCUGCACGUAUGUGUGUGUGUGUGUGUGUCUUUGUGCACAAUGUUUUUAAUGAAAUGUAAUAUACACCGUGUGGAUAAAUGUGCAAUUAAUAUCCAGGUUAUCCUCUUGUUGUUGGGCCCAUACCCUUUGUUCACUCUACAAUGUUAUAUUCUUACCGAAUCUCCCCAAUCACUCAUCAUUUAGUGCCACAUAUACCCCAAAGCUGUAUGUUCAUGCAUUUCAGUAUGCGGUUCUAGUUUGUCCUUGAACCAGAUCUCUUCCUUUAUCAGCUUCCUGUGUUUAUGUUGCCGAUGGCAACAUUUCUUCCAUAUCUGUGCAUCUGGGUUACUUGUUUUCUAAACAGUACAUACAGAAACAACUAUAGAAACAAAAAUCUUCUAUUGGUUUUGAUUUGGAGGAAAAUCAUCUGUGUAUGAUUCAAACGAGUUUCAAUAGGUAUAGAUUGAACAAACGUUAUUAUUAGAAAGAAACUUGGGUAGAAAUUGUGAAUCAUAAACCACUGUUAGAUGACUAUCACCUAACUUUUGGUCUAUUAUUAUAAUUACAAUGCUCCUACUGCAGUAAACGGAAUCAUUUGAUGCAUGCUGCAUCCAUCACAUCAUGUAAUAUAGAAACAAUUGCAUUGUACGUAAUUACUGUAAACACAAAUGUAUUCGCUGCUCAUUAAUCAUACUGUACGUACAUUUUCAGCUUAUGAUACCGAAGAUGCACACACACAGCAUUUGAUAGCUCAACUAAAUAAUCAUACUGAUCGAAGAGCUUGUCAUCAUCUGAAUGUUCUUGAUUACUCCCUUAAUUGAACAGUACAGUUUAAAGAGUCUAUCGACGCACCCGUGCUUCAAUCUAAGUAACAUCAUUAAAAAAUCACCAUCAAAAUCCGUCAGUUUAAGGUUUUUUGUAUGGGCUGUGUCUCAAUCCACCACAUCCGCCUAUGUUGGCCUUUCGUAUCUGUGGUGGAAGGUGGCCGAGCUACAGCGAUGUUUGUCAGACCAUGAGACAUCCCGAAAAUCGGUCUUCUCACGAAAAUGUCUGUAGCAUCCGAACUGUUUGAGCAACAAACUAAUAUGAACCCACUAUGGAAUGGGUAGACUCUCACGAACACGAUGCUCUAUGACCCCCACUAGUCUGAAAGUAACCCAUACAAACCAAUGGAAGUAUGGAGGUAGUUUUGUGCCAACAAAAAUAAGGGGUUAAAUAUGUGUCCAUUUUUUUUCUUAUAUCUCCUCGAUAUAUGACAGACACUUCAAAACAUUAUUCCUUAUGAUACAUUUUUUGACUGUCUUUUUGCCAUUUGUGAAUGGGUUUCUAUGGGCUAUAGUAGUAAAGGCCAAAUUCAAUAUUUUAUCAAAUAAUAUUAUUUGGGAUACCUAAAAUGUAAAAUCAAAUAUGUAAAUGAUCCAUGAUAUGACCAUCUAAAAACAAUUAACGACUUCGACUUUUAGAGGUAAAGGAUUCAGCAUAUUUUAUCAUGGCUUUGCAAUGACUCACGUUAUUAAAAAUAUAUAUUAUAUUGAGGUCUUCAGCAUCAGUAUUUAUAUUUGGUUUAAUGUCGGCAAAAUCCCCUCAGCUGUUUCAGCUGCCCCUCACCCCCCACUCGCUUCUCGCUCACCGUGUUCAGUUCCGUCCUAGACUUUAGAAUUCGCUGUUGCCAUGGCAAUGGAUAGAGCACGCUCUCUCACUUCUUUCCCGCUCCCUCUUGCUUUAUAUAUCCCUCUCUCAGUGUGAAAUGUGGAAACGGAUCAGCUUCUUUCCUUUCUGGUCUGUCAUCGCAGAAUGUACAAACCCAAUUUUAUUAAUGAUUUAUAUUUUUGUAAGGUUAUCAUUUUACUUGGCUUCCCUCUCACGUCACAUUAAUUUAUUCAAUCCUUUAUUUUGUCUUCUUCUCCCCACAGGAGCAACGCUGAGAUGCCUGCCAGUGCCAUGACCACCCACUGAGAAAAGGGACGGAACCUUGAGUUGCGGACCCACGCUCACAUACAGACGAACCAGAGAGUGUGAGAGAGGAAGAACAAGGGAGCAGAGAGAGCGAGAGAGACACAGGGGAACAAGAGAGAAGAGAGGAAACGAGAGAGGGAGCGCGGUCGAUGGAUGCUGCUUGGACAGAGGGGACUCUGAAGGUGCACUCUUCGCUGACGAGGAACAGCAAGCUGCAGACAUGGAGGCAAAAGGCAGGGGCAUGCCCCAAGGUGAAACACACUUCACACACACACACACACACACACACACUCACACACACACACACACACACACACACACACACACACACACACACACACACACACACACACACACACACACACACACACACACACACACACACACACACACACACACACACACACACUUAAGCAAAGACACACUUAACAGAUGCCUAGAUUCAAAAGACAACAAUAUGAUUUACCCAAGUCAUUAUUCUGUAACUAGACUAGACUGAAGUCUUUUUGCCCUUUUCGAAAAUGGCUUUUGUAUUUAAACAAUUCCAAGUCAUCAGAAAGACAAAGCACUGACAAUGCCUUUCUAAUUGGCCCUCUGGGAUUAACAAAGUCCUAUUGAAUUGAAAUGAAAGCGAGACACCAGGUUUUGGACAUCCAGCUCAAUAUCGGGUACAUUUACAUUCAGUUGUUACCUUGGAAACACCCAACAAACCCACACCAUUCAAGACAAUGCUCUUGAUUUAUAGCUUUUCAGGUGUCCUUACCAUUUUAACCAACUCUCCUCUUUCUCCAUCCCGCUCUCUCCUCCCUCUCUCUCUUCCCUCUCUCCGGCCCAGUCAUGGUGUGGUGGGAGAAGGGGAUCCAGGUUGUCCUCACCACUUUGGGGGCGUUUGCAGCCUUUUCCCUGAUGGCGGUGGCCAUCGGGACGGACUACUGGCUGUACGCACGGGCCUUCAUCUGCAACAGCACGGCCAACUCCUCCCAGGACGACCCCAACAACAAGGACAAGAAAGACCCUGGAGCCCUCACCCACUCUGGCCUCUGGAGGAUCUGCUGUCUGGAGGGUAAGGGGAAGACUAGAUGUGUGUGGGGAGGUGUGAGUGUGGAGGGGGAGGGGUGAUGGGGGGUCCAGUGUAUUUCCAGAGUUUUGGUGGGGUCAGAUGAAUGGCUCAGUGUGUGUGUGUGUGUGUGUGUGUGUGUGUGUGUGUGUGUGUGUGUGUAUGUGUGGGUGGAUCACCGUGUUUGGCUCAGUGUGUUUACAUAUAUGCCUAUCAGUAGCAGUGCGUGGGUAAAAUCACUGGGGAAGCCCCAAAAAAGCUGGGCAUUCACUGCUGCGGUUUGCUCUAUAACCUGUUAGUUCAUAUGCCUUGCCACCGUGAUAUAGAGGCCUAAGGCUGAGACAAUAAGAAGAUACAGUAGCAGAAUAAAUUACACCACAGCUUUGUUUCAUCACAAAACCAGAGAGCAACAUCUGUCCGGUGAAGUCCACAAAGCAUAUUGCGUGUAACAAACCCUUACAUGACCUACAGCAUGGUCAAGCAAGUUAAUGUUUCUGACAUUUUCAGACCACUAAACAACUAUUGAUUUAGAACCAUGGAGAGUUGCAAAGAAAACUGGAGCUGCCUCCACUAUUCCAGCACCAUUUCAACUUCAACAUUUCAUCAUCAAAUCACCUAUGCUUAGUCUAAUACAGUGACAACUAAAAGAUACCAAAAACAAUUUAGUCCAGUCAACGUAACCUAAAUAUGAUGUGGCUGUCCAUGGUUCUGAUUUCUGUGUGUGUGUGUGUGUGUGUGCAUGUUCGUGCAAGUAGAAAAACAUGUUGACUCACCCUACUUGUAGAGAAACGCCAAUGCCAUCCUCCUCUCUUUCAUGUUGAAGAAAUGGCCUAUCACUCUUUCAUACAGUACACGCUUUCAUUUUUUGUUGUCCUAGGCUACCUGGCUAAAAUGCUUGUUCACUAGCCUAACUGCCAUUAAUGGGCAACAUUAGCUAUUACACUGAACAAAAAGAUAAAAGCAACAUGUAAAGUGUUGGCCCCAUGUUUCAUGAGCUGAAAUAAAAGAUCCCAGAAAUGUUCCAUACGCACAAAAACCGUAUUUCUCUCAAAUGUUGUGCACAAAUUUGUUUACGUUCCUGUUAGUGAGCAUUUCUCCUUUGCCAAGAUAAUCUACCUGAUAGGUGUGGCAUAUCAAGAAGCUGAUUAAACAGCAUGAUCUAUACACAGGUGCACCUUGUGCUGGGGAAAAUAAAAGGCCACUCUAAAAUGUGCAGUUUUGUCACACGGCACAAUGCCACAGAUGCCUCAAGUUUUGAGGGAGCGUGCAAUUGGCAUGCUGACUGCAGGAAUGUCCACUAGAAUGUAAUGUUCAUUUCUCCACCAUAAGCCACCUCCAACAUCGUUUUAGAGAAUUUGGUGGUAUGUCCAACCGGCUUCACAACCGCAGACCACGUGGAUGGUGUCGUGCCAUUCAUCCACCGCCAUCACCUCAUGUUUCAGCAUGAUAAUGCACGGCCCCGUGUCGCAAGGAUCUGUAUACAAUUCCUAGAAGUUGAAAAUGUCCCAGUUCUUCGAUGGCCUGCAUACUCACCAGACAUGUCACCCAUUGAGCAUGUUUGGGAUGCUCUGGAUUGACGUGUACGACAGCGUGUUCCAGUUCCCGCCAAUGUCCAGCAACUUCGCAUGGCCAUUGAAGAGGAGUGGGACAACAUUCCACAGGCCACAAUCAACAGCCUGAUCAACUCUAUGCGAAGGAGAUGUGUUGCGCUGCAUGAGGCAAAUGGUGGUCACACCAGAUACUGACUGGUUUUCUGAUCCACGCACCUUUUUUUAAAGUUAUCUGUGACCAACAUUCCCAGUCAUGUGAAUUCCAUUGAUUAGGGCCUAAUGAAUUUAUUUCAAUUGACUGAUUUCCUUAUAUGAACUGUAACUCAGUACAAUCUUUGAAUCUUUGUUGCAUGUUGCGUUUAUAUUUUAGUUCAGUAUAUAGUUAACGUUAGUCUUCUACAUCUAGCUACAUAUUGAACUUCCAUCCACUCAGGGCAGGAGCACAAUGUGUGAAUUUAUUUUGCUCGCUCUGAUGCUUUCUCCGGUGAGAUACACUAUAUAUACAAACAUAUGUGAACACCUCUUGAAAUUAGUGGAUUCGGCUAUUUCAGCCACACCCGUUGCUGACAGGUGUAUAAAAUCGUCCAUACCGCCAUGCAAUCUCCAUAGACAAACACUAGCAGUAGAAUGGCUUUACUGAAGAGCUUAUUGACCGUCAUAGGAUGCCACCUUUCCAACAAGUCAUUUCGUCAAAUUUCUGCCCUGCUAGAGCUGCUCCGGUCAACUGUAAGGGCUGUUAUUGUGAAGUGGAAACGUCUAGGAGCAACAACGGCUCAGCCGCGAAGUGGUAGGCCACACAAGCUCAUAGAACAGGACUGCCAUGUGCUGAAGCGCAUAGCGCGUAAAAAUAGUCUGUCCUCGGUUGCAACACUCACUACCGAGUUCAAAACUGCCUCUGGAAGCAACGUCAGCACAAGAACUGUUCAUCAACAGCUUCAUGAAAUGGGUUUCCAUGGCCGAGCAGCCGCACACAAGCCUAAGAUCACCAUGCGUAAUGCCAAGCGUCUGCUGGAGUGUUGUAAAGCUUGCCGCCAUUGGACUCUGGAGCAGUAGAAACUUGUUCUCUGGAGUGAUGAAUCACGCUUCACCAUCUGGCAGUCCAAUGGACGAAUCUGGGUUUGGCGGAUGCCAGGAGAAUGCUACCUGCCCCAAUGCAUAGUACCAACUGUAAAGUUUGGUGGAGGAAGAAUAAUGGUCUGGGGCUGUUUUUCAUGGUUCUGGCUAGGCCCCUUAGUUCCAGUGAAGGGACAUCUUAACGCUACAGCAUACAGUGAUAUUCUAGAUGAUUCUGUGCUUCCAACCUUGUGGCAACAGGAAAGGCCCUUUCCUGUUUCAGUAUGACAAUGCCCUUGUGCACAAAGUGAGGUCCAUACAUAAAUGGUUUGUUGAGAUCAGUGUCGAAGAAUUUGACUGGCCUGCACAGAGCCCUGACCUCAACCACAUCUAAUACCUUUGGCAUGAAUUGGAACGCUGACCGAGCCAGGCCUAAUCGCCCAACAUCAGUGCCCAACCUCACUAACGCUCGUGGCUGAAUGGAAACAAGUCCCCCUAGCAAUGUUCCAACAUCUAGUGGAAAGCCUUCCCGGAAGAUUGGAGGCUGUUAUAACAGCAAAGGGGGGGACCAACUCCAUAUUAAUGCCCAUGAUUUUGGAAUGAGAUGUUCGACGAGCAGGUGUCCACAUACUUUUGGUCAUGUAGUGUACAUUCAGCCUCUUGCGAAUUGAAGGAAAAUUCCGGAACAGAGACGAAAGAGAAAUGAAUUAUUAUUAUGAUUAUUUUUUGGGGUACAUUUUUUGGGGAACCCUGGCUUCGCUUGGCAUCCAUUAAUACACACCACUGCUGCCUGUGUGUGUGUUUGUACACUUGUUUAUGUGCGUGUGAAUGUACAAAAGUGUAUGUGUUGGUCGUACCGUGUUAGUGUGUUUUUUUUCUGAUGACGCUGAUGAGCAGCUCAACCAUGAAAGACACGGUUUUACACAGUGCGUCCUGGAUGAGUGCAUUCAGAGCAGUGGAGGCUGCUGAGGGGAGGAUGGCUCAUAAUAAUGGACGGAAUGAGGUGAAUGGAAUGGUAUCAAACACAUCGUUUUCAUGUGUUUGAUACCACUCCAUUCCAGCCAUUACACUCCAUUCCAGCCAUUAUUAUGAGCUGUCCUCACCUAAUCAGCCUCCACUGAUUCAGAGGACAUCCAGUGGGCAGUGGCAGACAGUCAGGAGGAGAAGGCUCAUUUCAAGAGUCGCUUAUCUAACAUGACCAAACAUUCACAUUUUUACCCUAUUGCAACUAGCCUCAUCGAGAACCUGGCGUGACAAUGAUGUGAUUUUGGAGGUAUGGCUAUGCGAGACUAGCGAAUGUCAAAGAGGCCAAUUAUGAGCGAUGAGUCAGUGGUGAUAGUCUGAUGGAGUGGUUCUCCAUUUGCGAUAGACAGCUUCAACAAAAGAGGACAACAACACAACCAUUUUAUAUAAUAUUUGUGGUGGCUGCUCAACAUUCUGAAACCACUGAUUAUGACUCCUUGAUUAUUGAUUAUUAUAGGUAGUUUUAGUUGAUUUGGUCUGUUGUUUUCCUCUGAGUACAGGGGGGGGGGGGGGUUGUGGUUCAUAUGACUGUCAUGAAAAAUACAUUGUGUUUGAGCUAUUUUAACCGACUUGGAAAGGGAUUCAAAUGAAUACUUAAUAUGUCCAAACACCAAGCCCCAGAUAGCUGAUAUCUGCUUCUCUCUCUCUCUCUAAUCGCCGCGGCCAGCGGGAGGAGGGCGCGCGCUCGCGCGAGCGCGAGCGCGCGCGCGCGGAGCGCGCGAGCGCGACGCGCGGAGCGCGGCGCCCGCGCGCGGAGAGCGCGCCAGGGCGGAGGGCGCGCAAGAGCGCGCCCAGCGGCGGGGCGCGGCGCCGCGACGAAGGCGGCGAAGCGGGGGGAGCGCGCGCGCGGCGCGCGCGCGCGCGCGCGCGCGCGGAGCGCGCAGGCGCGCAGCGCGCGCCCCGCGGCGAGCAAGCGCGCCCAGCGGCGGGAGGGGCGCCGAAGCGCGCGCACAGCGGGCGGAGGGCAGAUCGCUCGCGCCAUGCGCGGCCCUCGGCUCGGGGAGCUGCGGAGCGCAAUCGUGCGCCCAGCGGGCAGGGAGGGGCGGGAACGCGCAGAGGCGUGCCGGAGGCGGGGGAGGGCGAGAGAGCGAGCGCGCGGCGAGAAGAGGAAGGCGGGAGAGCGAGAGAGGAGAGAAAGAAGAGGAGCGAGAGCGGAGAGAGAGGGAGAGAGAGAGAGAGAGAGAGAGAGAGAGACAGAGAGAGAGAGAGAGAGAGAGAGAGACGAGAUAGAGAGAGUGGAGACGAGACCGGGAGGAGAGAGAGAGGAGGAGAGGAGAGAGAAGAGAGAGCGAGAGAGAGAUCGCGAGAGCGCGCAUAUAUCUUCUCCUAGCUAUCUCUUCUCUCUCUCUCUCUCUUCUCCUCUCUCUCUCUCCUUCUCUCUCUCUCUCUCUCUCUCUCUCUCUCUCUCUCUCUCUCUCUCAGGGCUGAAGAGAGGAGUGUGCUCUCAGAUCAAUCAUUUCCCGGACGAUGCAGACUAUGAUCAAGAUGCAGCAGAGUAUCUCCUGCGUGAGUAAGGGGACGUGGGCAGUGGGAGGAUGUCACUAGAGAGAUGUGAUGUCGAAUUGAAAAUCAAAACCUGGGAAACCGCAUCAGUGAAUUCCCAGGUGCAGGGAAUUAUGACAAAGCAAUAGGAUAUUCCAAUCAAACCAGAACAUUGGUUGGAAUUAGAAUGUAGGACACAUUUAAUCAUUUAUGUAAGGUGUUACAAAAUACUGUAAAUGCUUAUUGUAGCAUAUUACUUUACUCCAGAUGGUGACAAUGUCACAUAUGCAGCCUGAAAAGUCACCUUCACAACUUCAGCUUGAAUCAUUCAUCUUUAAUAUAUUUUUGCUACGCUCAGCAGGUUAUGACACCAUGACACCACCAAGGUUGCAGUCGCUUCCAAUAUUAUCAGAGGAUAGGAAGAAAUAUCUAAGCAGAGCUCCAGGUAGAAGAUACCCAUAGGCACAGAUCUAGGACCAGCUAGGAUCUAGGAUCCCCAAAUGAUAACUAUAACCACCAACCACUGUCAACAUAAAACUGAUCAGCAACUAAGGACAAUUUCACCCCCAUCCGUCUGCAGGUGUGGUCCGAGCCUCCAGUAUCUUCCCCAUCCUGAGUGCUAUACUCCUCCUGAUGGGGGCGAUGUGUGUUGCAUCCAGCAGCUUCUACAAAAGCAAGAGGAACAUCAUCCUAGGAGGAGGCAUCCUGUUUGUGGCUGCUGGUAAGGUGCUGGUGUCUUGUUCUUGACUGUUUCUCUAUUACUCAGGACACAUGGGGAUGGUUUCCCGGACACAGAUGAAGCCUAGUCCUGGAGUUAAAAUCAUGCUCAAUGGUGUCGCAUAUUUAUUUUCCUCUUGUUCAGAUGUAAUGCAAUAGCCCUACUCUGCCUUAAAUGUUCUCAACGGUCUCUGAACUAAUUCUCCUUUUUUGACUGGUAAAUAGUGUUAUUAUCAAGGAUAAUAUAAUGAUCCUCAUAAUUUCAUCCAUCCAUGAUGUUCAACUUUGUGUUGUUUUUCCCUCCCCAUAACUCAUUUAAUGUUAAUGAUAUUGGUUGCGGCUUAGAUUUCCCACAUAUAUCAUCCGUUGAGUGGAGACUCAGGUCAACGAGGCACAACACAGCAGUAGUGAUAAAGAUUGUUUAUUUAGUAUUAUGGCAUAUAUUACCUCCUGAGUGAAGAUAUGGGUCACUGAGACAUUGCACAAGAGAAGUAAUCAAGUUGAGAUGGUUUGUUUAGAGCCAUUCCCCCAUCCCCUAUGGAAACCUCAGAGAAAAUCAAUGGCAUAUUAUAUUUAAGCAAUAAGGCCCGAGGGGGUUUGGUAUAUGGCCAAUAUACCACGGCUAAGGACUGUUCUUAUGCAAGAUCGCAACGCAAAGUGCCUGGAUACAGCCCUUAGCCGUGGUAAAUUGGCCAUAUAACACAAACCCCAGAGGUGCCUUAUUGUUAUUAUAAACUGGUUACCAACGUUAUUAGAGCAGUAAAAAUAAAUGUUUUGUCAUACCCGUGGUAUACGGUCUGAUAUACCACAGCUGUCACCCAAUCAGCAUUCAGGGUUUUAACCACCCAGUUUAUAAUCUAGUCUAUAUCUCACAGAGCUUUUCACACCUCUCACCUCCUCUCUCUCUUUCCCCCAGGCCUGAGCAACAUCAUUGGCGUGAUCGUGUACAUCUCUGCGGCGCUGAGCGACAUCUCACCCAAGAAGGACGAGGACAAGAAGUGGCAUUACUCGUACGGCUGGUCCUUCUACUUCGGAGGCCUCUCCUUCAUCCUGGCUGAGAUGGUGGGCGUCCUGGCCGUCAACAUCUACAUCGAGAAGAACAAGGAGCUGCGCUGCCGCUCUCGCACCGAACUCUUGAAGAGCACCACGCACGCCAUGCUCCGCCUUCCCAGCUACCGCUUCCGCCGGCGCUCCCGCUCCAGCUCUCACUCUACCGACCCGCCUGGCUCCCCCUGCGACACCUCACCCACAGGCGCCAAGUGUUUUGCAUUACCGCCAUCUGCUCCGCCUUUCUCCGUGGCCACCCUGCCCAACCCGCACCAUCCUGGUGGAGGAGUAGGGGGUGAUAUCUCCAUGUAUACCCUGACCCGGGACUCCAAGAUGGGGAGUCUUGGUGGCGGUGGGCCCCCCCUCUACGGCACGGGGGACCGGGCCUCCCUCUACCAGCUGCACAACUACUUCCCCAAAGAGGAAGUGGGGGUGAUGAUGAGCGGCACGCUGCCUUCUCUCUCCAAGUCCAACCUCUCUGCGGUGGGCCAGAAUGCCGCGGCCGGCGCCACUGCUAUUGCGCCCCUGAAUACCUUGUCGUCCUCCGGGCCUGCCCCCCAACAGCCACCUCUACCCACCGGCACCAUGGAGAGAGAGAGGGGCAUGGGCACCCUGGACCGCCUGGGGGGCAAACGGAACAGGGACACCGACUCGGACACGCUGAACAGGAGAACCACGCCAGUGUGAGCCUCUGAGAUAGGAGCAAGAGCCAUGGAGGUGGAGGGCAAAAUGGCGAGUAACGCUUUAUAGUAACUCCCUGUCGUACAGCCUACUUUUCGCUGCCAUACGUAAUAACUUUUAUAAGCAGUCAGGACAACUAGUGUAAAUUCUUGACAACUGCCUUAACAUGGUCAUGACGGCUUAUACAGUGGCCUCAAUUCUCUAGUUAGCUAGUACCCAUAGUUAGCUUGCACAUACUUGCUGUAUGCGACAUACUAGUGUUUGAUUACCUAAUGUAUUCGUGUUUAUGACUGAUUAUGACAUUGAUCGUUUGAGGACUGUAUGACAGGGCUUCUGUAAAGUGUUACCAAAAAGGGCCGUAGAAAAAUGUAAGAUAACUGAACGAGAAUAAUUGGCCAUUCCAGUCUGUUUUUGACUACUCUGAAUACAUCUAUUCCACUGACUAGAAUAUCAAAUGUAUUAUUAACAAUAUUAUUCAGUAUAUAUUCAUUCUGAAAUGCACAAUAUAUCAUUCCGAGUGCUUGAUUAUCAUAGCCAGGUUACAAGACUGUAAAGAUUGUAACUUCUUGAAUAUGAUCACAUUGCUGUUGUUUUUAUUCUCGUAUUUGUAAAUGCAGGGUAAAUUUGAACAUUUUGAACUAUGAUUUUUGUAUUUUUGUAUUUCUGUAAAGUUGAGAAUUUUCAUUGAUUUCUAGCUCCAUCACACUUAAUCCGAUGGUGUCAUGUGGAAAGCAUGUGUGAAAAUAUGAGUGUAAUAUUGUAUUUAUAUUUUAUUUUAAAUAUAUUUUAUUUAUUAUUACUAUUAAUAAUAAGUCGCUAUUAUUAUUAUUAUUGUUAUACUUAUUGUUAUUAUCACAUUUUUAAGGCUAUUAUUUUUGUUUGCUAAUACGGAUAUAACCAACAUAGCCUAAUCUGUGUUUUUAUUGUUCCUGACAAGUGUAUUAGAUUAUAGACUUUAUAUGAAUCUAUUUAUUUUAGCAAUGGUAUAUAUUCUUAAUGUUAUUCUUUAAAGCGGCGAUUCUCAACUGAUGGGUCGCGACCCAAA
Coregonus sp. 'balchen' is the source of this 12539-nucleotide messenger RNA. Lineage: Eukaryota; Metazoa; Chordata; Actinopteri; Salmoniformes; Salmonidae. The record is from the annotation of a GenBank genome assembly.